Molecule: messenger RNA, 4206 nt
Organism: Effrenium voratum
Lineage: Eukaryota; Dinophyceae; Suessiales; Symbiodiniaceae
Source: the annotation of a GenBank genome assembly
AGACCGCUUUUGGCACGAGGCCUACAUUUGAAUCUUAAGUUUUGAAGCAUGGCAUUCGCGCCACCGGCUCGAAGCACGGUGCUUGAGUUCUACCUCAAUGGCGAAAAGGUUAAGGUGGCCGACCCCGACCCUCGCCAGAUGCUGAUUGAGUAUUUGCGAGACGCGAAGGGGCUCAGCGGCACAAAGAGGAGCUGCCUGCAGGGCGGCUGCGGCGCCUGUGUAGUGGCUGUUCAGGAGUAUGACGUUGCCACGUCUCGCUGGUUGUACCGCUCGGUCAAUAGUUGCUUGAAGCCGUUGGUGAGCUGCCACGGGCUCUCGGUGACCACCGUGGAGGGGGUGGGCUCGGAGCGGAAGUGUCUGCACCAGGUGCAGAAGCGCAUCGCCGAGAACCAUGGCAUGCAGUGCGGUUUUUGCACUCCCGGCAUGGUCAUGAACACCUAUGCCCUGCUCCGCAGUGGUGGGAAGCCGACCGCGGAGGAGUCCAUGAAGAAUUACGAUGGCAACAUCUGCCGCUGCACGGGCUACCGAAACCUGGUCCAGGCCUCGGAGAGCUUCUGUAAGGACGCCUCGCCAGAGGCGCUGGCGCUGGCCGAGCGGUGCGGCCAGCACGACGCGGACGUGUGCGACAAGAUCAGCAGCCGGGAACACCAUUCCAUGGAGAAAAUGUCCGAGUCUGUCACCUUCGCAAAGGAUGGAUUCACCUGGUAUGCGCCGCUCUCACUUGGCGAAGUCUUGGAGUUCAAGAAGGCCAACCCCAGGGCUAUGUACGUCCUGGGAGACACCGCAAAGGGCAUCCGACAGGCGGCCUAUGAGGUCAUGAACGGCCGUGCGUCUCACGUGAUCUCCUUGAGACAUGUGACAGAGCUGAACGUCCUGACCAAGUCGGGCGCAGGCUUGACCAUUGGCGGCGCGCUCACGAUUCAGCACAUCGUGGAGGCGCUGGAGCGGAUGCAAACUGAGCACUCGGACCUCCAGUGGCCCUCAGCUUUGGCUGAAGCCAUGAAGUACGUGGCUCAGCAUCACAUCCGCAGCGAAGCAGGCUGGGCAGGGAACUUGCUGAUCACCAUUCAGCGCGGAUUCCCCUCCGACCUCUUCCCAGCUUUGUUGGCAGCUGAUGCGGAAGUGUCCUUCGUUACCACCAAUGCACAAGACGAGAAGCGUAUCCCGAUCGCGGACUUCAAGCCGGGAGCAGUGCCCUUCAAUGCGCUGCUCACAAAGCUGCACAUCCCCAAUCUGGGCAGCGCCUUCUUCAAGUACUACCGCGUGGGUCAGCGCAAGUGGCUUUCUCACUCCUUUGCCAGUGCAGGCUUCCGUGUCACCGUGGAUGGCUCUAAAAAGAUCACGGAGGCUCGAGUGAGCACAGGCUACUGGGCUGCCACCCCGUCACGCUCCUUGCAAGCUGAAGCUGCCCUAGUGGGCAGCACCUUCGACACGGCGACUCUGCAGAAGGCCAUCGCUGCAGUGCACAGCGAGCUGGAGUUCGCCGAAGAGCGCCAGUUCCAAACUGUGGACAACCCCGAGGGCAAGGACAAGUAUCGGCGCAACUUGCCUGAUAGCUACCUCUUCAAGUUCUUCCAGGAGGCGCAGAGCUUCUAUGGCAUCAAGUCCUGGCCGGAUGAGAUGGGAACGCUUUCGGCGCUGCCGCUGAAAGCAGGAAAUUUGCAGUUCCAGGAGGUGCCCGGCUUGGAGAAUAAGCCCCAGUGCUCUGCCAACGGCCUCACCACCGGCUCAGUGCGUUACACAGAUGACCAACCCAUCCCCGCGCUCUUCGGCUACCCAGUGCUGAGUGAAGCAUCCACCGGCAAGCUCGAGAGUUUGGACGUGGCGGAAGCUCUCAAGGUGGAGGGUGUCGUGGACAUCAUCACUGCUGUGGACAUUCCUGGACAGAAUUGCGCUGGCUUUGUUCCAGGCGAAGAGCCGGUAUUUGUCGAGAUUGGCGGGAGCAUCAUGACCUCGGGCCAGCAGUUGGCCUUGGUGGUGGCGGACUCCUACCGAACUGCCAAGAAGGCUGCUGGUUUGGUGCAGGUGAAGAUCACCGGCGCCAACGAAGGCGCCAUUGUCACCCUGGACCAGGCGAUCGAAGCAGGAUCCUUCUUGCAGGGAGCCCACUUCAAAGACGUGGUCAACAAGGGCGACGUGGACGCCGGCUUCAAAUCCAGCGACCUUGUCUUCGAAGGCACUACCUACGUCAUUGGGCAGCACGCCUUCCCGCUGGAGAAGCAAACUGCUUUGGCAGUUCCCGAGGAGAAGAAGGGCAUGACCGUCUGGCACUCCACGCAGGGCCACGACUUUACCCGUGCCAAGCUGGCGGGCGUGCUGGGUGUGCCGGGCGCCUUUGUGGUGUGCAAGCAGAGCCGUGCCGGGGGUGCCUUCGGGCCCAAGAACAGCCGCCAGGUGCCAGUGGCCGCCAUGGCCGCGGUGGCUGCCCACAAGUUGGAGAAGGCUGUGAAGGUGGCUUUCGAAGCAACCUUGGAGCAGCAGGCGGUGGGAGGACGUCAUGGCUUCAAAACCAAGUACAAGGUGGGAGUGACCAAGGAAGGCAAGAUCCAGUCGUGUGACAUCGAGUCUUGGUGCAACGGCGGUUGCACGCACGACUUCACAGGAUUCUUGACGCUGGAGAUGGGGGAGGCGAUCCCUGGUGUGUACAACUGGCCCAAUAUGAAGAUCAACGUCCAUGCGAUGAAGACUAACUUACCGAGCAACACUGCGGUCAGAUCCUUUGGCAGCCCCCAAGGCUACUUUGUUUGCGAGGCCAUCAUUGAGGAGAUUGCCGGCAGGCUGGAGAAGCCGGUAGAAGAGAUCCGAGAAAUGAACAUGUGUGGCAAAGAGAACGCCGUGACUCCCUGGGGCCAGCCCAUGGAGUUUUACAACGUAGACUCGAUGUGGAAGAAGCUGAAGCAGGACGCGAAAUUCCAAGAGCGGGAGGCAGCCUGCAAGGCCUUCAAUGAGCAGCACCGAUGGCGCAAGCGGGGCAUCAGUGCCGUGCCUUUGGCAUAUGGCCACAGCUACGCCUAUGCUGCGGGCACCGGCGCACUGGUGAACGUUCACGGCUCCGACGGCUCCGUCACAGUGCAUCACGGUGGCUGCGAGAUUGGUCAAGGAAUCCACACCAAAGUGGCGCAGGUGGUGGCCAUGUCGUUGGGCUGCCCACUGGACCUUGUCCGUGUUGCGGAUACCAACACUGAGGUGGUGCCCAACGCGCGGUUCACUGGUGGCUCCAUCACCACAGAGGUGGUCUGCGAAUCCGCGAGACAGGCCUGCAAACAGCUGGUGGAGACGCUCCGACCGCACAAAGAGUUCCUCACCAAGAAAGACGGCAAGGAGCCGGGCUGGCCGGAACUCGUGGCCGCAGCCAACACACUGCUGGGGCACCAGGAGAAACUCUCAGCCACAGGUGUAUUUGCGCCUCAGGGAAAUCAGUACGCUACGGAUUUGGAGGGCAAUGCGUUGGGCAAGUACCAUGGAGAUUACUUCACAUAUGGCGCAGGCAUCUCAGAAGUGGAGCUGGACGUGCUCACAGGGGAAAUCAGGGCGUUGCGCUCAGACAUCCUCUACGACGUUGGGCAGUCCAUCAAUCCUGGCAUUGACCUGGGCCAACUGGAGGGAGCCUUUGUCUAUGGCAUCGGGUACUACCUCUACGAGGAGCCCCUGCGCGAUGCCCGCGGCGUUGAGCGCUCCCAGGGCGUUUGGGCCUACAAGCCACCAAUGGCCGCGGAGGUGCCUGUGGAGUUUAACGUCGAGCUGCUUCGCGACAACCCUUUCCCAAAGGGUGUGCUGGGCUCGAAAGCCAUCGGAGAGCCUCCUUUCAUGCUGGCCUACAGUGUGCUCGGAGCCGCAAAGAAGGCCAUCGCGUCUGUGCGGCAUCAGCACGGUCUCAGCGAGCACUUCCAGAUGCCCAUGCCCUGCACGGUGGAUGCCAUCCAGAAGGCUUGCGGAGUUGAAGCAAAGCAUUUUGAUUGCUCGGUUUAGGCACAGCGCGUGCUUCAGUUUCAAGGGCAAAAGCUCCUUCGGCCAAGUGCGCUGGGCGCAUUUGUGUUUUAUACCUCUCCAGUAGAGAGCUUCAGAGUACAGAGCGUGGAUCGCAAGCUGUCACAUUGCAGGCUUCCCUGUGAGCCAGUUUUGUGAGAGAACAUGCGUGCAACGAACGCUUGGGAUCACGCCCCGUAGGCAGAGAGAUGACUAGGCGAUUUGCGCGAAAUCUCCUUU